This is a messenger RNA of Rhodamnia argentea, 601 nucleotides long. Its product is annotated as indole-3-acetic acid-induced protein ARG7-like. Lineage: Eukaryota; Viridiplantae; Streptophyta; Magnoliopsida; Myrtales; Myrtaceae. Gene Ontology annotation, biological process: response to auxin. The transcript has a single exon. The record is from RefSeq and is a predicted model, not a curated record. The coding region runs from base 117 to 398 and encodes 93 amino acids.
UUACCAAGCCAUUGCUUCUGUAACUGUAUCAGAAUUCACAUUUCUUCCUAUUUCCUUCCAGGGAGCGGUACAGCAUCUUCCUCAAAGUCUUUCCUCUUGAAGAAGUUUUCAGACACAUGAUCAUGGGGAUCCGUUUGCCUGGAAAAAAGUUGCGGCGGUCUCUAUCUGGUCACAAAGAGGUGAAUUCAGCGCCCUUAGACGUUCCAAAGGGGCAUUUCCCAGUUUAUGUAGGAGAAAACCAAAAGAAGAGAUUCGUCAUUCCUCUAUCAUACUUAUCUAGGCCUUCGUUCCGGGACCUGCUGAGUCAAGCUGAGGAGGAGUUUGGCUUCGAUCAUCCAAUGGGAGGCCUCACGAUUCCGUGCAAUGAAGAAGUUUUCCUCAACCUAAUUGACAGAUGAUCAAUCCUGACUAGGGAACUCCUAGAUAGAUUAGUCGAUACACCUCACGCAAUUUUGUAAACAAGUUUACAACCGGUGUACAUGUUUCCCCUCUUGUUUUAGGGACUUCCAGUUUAAGGAGAUAGACAGAUGUAAAAAUUGAUGAUGCAUCUUCGAUUAAUAACAUUAAUUCUUAUGAACAUGAGGAUAUAUGGUUUUCCUAG